AUGGCAACUUCAUCAUCGGCUGAGAUGUUUUCUCAGACCGCCUAUCCCAUUCGCAUAAUUAUUCCCAUAGUUUACACAAUUCUCCUUCUCAUUACACUCAUUGGAAAUCUCUUCAAUCUCUUUGCAUUGUGUGUCUCAACAGAUCAAUACCAACGCAAAAGUAUUCAUGUUCUCAUCUGGAAUUUGAUUGUCGAAGGAACAAUUUGGUCUUCAAUCUUCUCUUUGGUCAAAAUGGUUUCAUUUGCCGACUUAGGUGAACAUUUUGCCUUGAACAAUGGUCGAUGGUUGAGCGAUUCGUGGUGUAAAUGUGAAAUGUACAUUCUGCGAGUCAUGGACUUUCUUCUUGCUUAUACAAUUGUCUUUUUAUGUUUUGAUCGUUGUGUGAAGAGAAGAGUCUUUUGUUAUGGUCAACGAAGAUUUGUCACUGGAAUUUGUAUUUUCAUUUCACUUUGGUUGAUUGUCUCUUAUGCUCUCAUUCCAACUCUCUUUUUUGAUCAACAAUUACAAUCAUUCAACUAUGGUUCAUAUGAAUGUGUUUACAAUGAAACACAAGUCAAUCAACUCACUCGGUUGGAUCUUCAACACAUUCAAACACCCUAUCGAACCAUUUAUCUUCUUGAUUUCAUCUUCGGAAAUGUUUUACCUGCAUUCCUUAUGAUUUUCUUCUUAUUUUUCACAAGUUCUCUUCGUCGAAAAUACAAAUCCAAAACUUAUCAACUUGAUCAUAUUCACGAUGACCAUUGGAAACAAUUGGAUCUCCAAUCAUUCGAUGAUGAACAUCCUCACCUCUUCACAAUGGUUCUUCUCCUUGUUCUCGUCUUUAUAUUUUGUCAAUUUCCCUAUUAUCUUUAUCAAUUGAUUCGAAUUUAUAAUCCCUCCAUUCAAUUGCAUCUCUCAUCAUCGAAUCUUUUGUUUGCCAUCGAUAUUCCAUUGAUCACUCUUCGUCUCAUCAAUCGCGCCAUCAAUCCUUGGCUUUCGUUUUUCUUGGUUGACUCCAUUCGAAAUGCAUCCAGUCAGAUUUGUUCAUCAUUUUGGUGUUGUUCGUUUUUACCUUGCCUUCGUAACCGAUGGUCAUGUUUCAACGAUUGUUCAACUUGUCUUACAAAUCAAUGGUAUGAUGUCACAACAAAUCAACACAUCAUUCGAGAAAUUCGACCAACGGGAAAACUAAUGAAGAAGGAAAAAGUCGAUUCCAAUGGAAAACACAUUCAACAAACGUUUGAAGAAUAUGUUCGAUUUGAUCAUCGACCACGAUCAACACAUCUCAGCGAUGUCAACCCUGCUUUAGUAUUUGCUGGAAAACAUAUGCUAUCAACGAUAAAUACUGUCGCUUACGGAGGAAAUACAAACAGAAUGUAUCAGGAUGAACCAAGAACAGAACUUUAA
Messenger RNA from Adineta ricciae, 1386 nucleotides. NCBI's taxonomy places the organism in Eukaryota, Metazoa, Rotifera, Eurotatoria, Adinetida, Adinetidae. The record is from the annotation of a GenBank genome assembly.